CCUCCCCAUUCCCCUGCUGUUUUUCUUUUUUUUUUUCACCUUUGGGUUCGCGUGAACCCAGGUUCGUCGCAGAACCUAGCGCCUGGGUUCUGAGAUGAACCCGCGCCUGGGUUCCGAGACGAACCCCGCGCCUGGGUUUGUCUCAGAACCCAAGGGAGGGGUUUGCGACGAACCAGCGCUGGGUUCGUCUCAGAACCCAGGCGCUGGGUUCUGCAACGAACCUGGGUUCGCCUCGGACCCAGGCGCUGGGUUCGCGAUCGCUGAGUUCGCGAUGAACCCAAGCGCGGGGUUUGCCGCGAACCCAGCUCCUGGGUUUGUCUCUGAACGGAAGAUGAGGGGAUUUUCGGUUUAAGGGGAAAGAAAAUGAGGAAGAACACAGUAAGUAUUUUCGGUUUGUUGGAUAUUUUUGGUUUAUUUCUCUGAUUGGAUGAGGAUUUUCGAUUUGUUUCUCUGAUUGUUUGAUUGGAUGAAGAAGAAGAAACAACAAUGGCUGUAAUGUUAUAAAUUGGUGCUUUAUAU
Rubroshorea leprosula is the source of this 519-nucleotide messenger RNA. The record is from the annotation of a GenBank genome assembly. Lineage: Eukaryota; Viridiplantae; Streptophyta; Magnoliopsida; Malvales; Dipterocarpaceae.